AUGAAAGGCAUGCGAUCUCAUUUAAAAAGACAAAAGAUAGACGAAUUGAUAAGUGAAGCUGAUUUCAUUUCUGAACAACUAAAAAAACGUUAUGCCAACAUAAAUAAAUUAAUCAUUCAUGGAAUGGUAGAGGUUAAAUCUCCUAUAAAAGCAGGCGAGGAAAAAACUUUUGUGGAAACAGGCAAAAGAUACUCUGUAAACCCUAAAGGAAAUAUUAUAUCGAAAAAAUUUUCUGACGAACAAAUUGUUGUUCGUCUCUUUGAAUCAAAUCCGACAUUACAUAUUGCAUCUAUAACACCUUUAGCACUUGUAGAAUUUAUUGAAGAAUUAAAAAUUGAAAGAAAUUUAAAGGAAAAUUCAAAUAAAAUUAAAAAAUUUGACGAUUUACAUGAUAAAUUGCAAAAAAGAUGGGCUAAAGCUCUUUUUGAUUAUACAUUUUCUGUUAGACAUCCUGAGAGAUUUGGACAAGUAGUUAUUGAAGGUGCUGAGUAUACGAGUUCACGUACAUUUUAUAAAGGCAAAAAGAUAUUCCAAAUACAGCAAACUCUUAAAUACGACCCUCACAGUGCUAAUACAAGCACUUUUUAUGUUGGGAUUUAUGGAGUUGAAAAUUCUGUAAGAAAAAUUAGUGGGACAAAAGAUUCAGCAAUUAUUGCAGCUAUAGGGGAUGCAAAUACAAGUGCUCAUUUUAUGACAUCUAGUGGGACUAGUACAGGCAAGUUUUUAUUUUGA
Messenger RNA from Meloidogyne enterolobii, 732 nucleotides. The record is from the annotation of a GenBank genome assembly. Lineage: Eukaryota; Metazoa; Nematoda; Chromadorea; Rhabditida; Meloidogynidae.